AUGGCAGCAUUCGAGGCUACGGGACAACUGCCAGCAGAUAAGCCAUUGAACUCUCGCGCCAAGAGAGCCCUCAAGCGAAAAGGGCUGUUUCCGAACCCACCGGCGGAGACAUCAUUGUUGGCCUUAGGAAGUGCAAAUCGAGACCCUCGAGUUGAAGACCAAGAGGAGCACGAUGGCUGGAAGUCAGCAGAACACCUUCGAGCCCUCAACCGUAACCGACAGGCAAGAUUGGACGUCAACAAGCAAUACCCAGACCGUCCAUAUGUCAUGAACGCCUGGAACUUCAAUGAAACAGACGAAGGCUUGAAGAAGUUGAGCCUAGACUGGCCAGACAAUCGCACAGACGAGUCGCCGGCUGACAUAUUUGUCAUUGGUUUCGCUUUCCUGAAGAAGAUGGGAUGGGUCGACGGCACAGCACUCGGAGAUUGCCCAUAUGAGCCGACGGUUAUGAAGUCGCACGUUGGGUAUAUCCCGCCUUAUAUCCGCGAUCGCAAGGCUGCACUUGGCGGUGAUGCUCUUGAUACAAUCUGGGGCGAAGUGCAGAUUGGAAACAUCAACGCCACCGUUCCCGAUACCUUCAAGCCACCAACGGCCGGAUUUGAGAACAAUCCGGAUUAUACGAUCAACUUUCGGCCGGCGGGCUUUGAACGCCGCGACUCCCUUGGAAAUCUGUCAAGCCAAGGCACCCUGGGAUGCAUCUUCAAAGUCUAUAGCAAAGAAAGGCUGCCGCAGAACUUAAGACAGCAGCUGGAAGAUAUCGGUGCACGCCUUGGCCCUGCUUACGAGCCACUACGCGAGCAACAGGCGUCAUUUGCUGUAGAACAAAGAGGUGCAGAUGACUCGCCCGCUUCCAGCAUUGAAGCGGAUGGCAUGGGCUCAUCUGACGAAGAUCAAGCCAAGCCUGCGGGGGAUAUGGACCUUGGUGAAGGUAAUUCAGUGGCCCUGAAAAAGGGCAAUGGACGAUUGUGA
Molecule: messenger RNA, 969 nt
Organism: Truncatella angustata
Lineage: Eukaryota; Fungi; Ascomycota; Sordariomycetes; Amphisphaeriales; Sporocadaceae
Exons: 1
Coding region: 1-969 (322 amino acids)
Source: RefSeq, a predicted model, not a curated record